This is a messenger RNA of Cadophora gregata, 1233 nucleotides long. RefSeq lists its product as uncharacterized. The record is from RefSeq and is a predicted model, not a curated record. The transcript has 3 exons. Lineage: Eukaryota; Fungi; Ascomycota; Leotiomycetes; Helotiales; Ploettnerulaceae. The coding region runs from base 18 to 1028 and encodes 336 amino acids.
GUCUUAUCCUUAGCAAAAUGGCCGAUAGCAGCAGGACUUAUCGAGACAGCGAUCGCGGACGAGAUGAGAGAUCUCGUUCACCCCGGAGACAUCAUUCGCAUUCGCACCGUGCACGUUCUCCUCAUAGGCAUCAUCACAAGCGCAAACGCUCGCCAGAUGCGCGACCUAAAGAGCUCCCAUUCAACUCUAGAGAGUUAGGAAAACGAGAUUACGAUGCGUUUAGACCGAUGUUUGCGACAUAUCUCGACAUACAAAAGCAGAAGAUAUUGGAGGAUAUGGACGAAACUGAAGUGAGGGGUAGAUGGAAGUCCUUCAUAGGCAAAUGGAAUCGUGGGGAGCUAUCAGAGGGGUGGUAUGAUCCUUCUACAUUCCAAAGAGCUGUCGAAUCAGCUGCCGAGUAUGAAUCGAAGCGCCGCGCGGAGCGACCAAAACCCAAAAGAGUAUCAGUCGAAAGGCAAAGCUCUAAACAAUCUGCGACAGAAGUUGUAGAAGAAGACAGCGAUAGCGACGAUUCCAUAGGACCUGCGUUACCGGGACAAGAGAGCAGGUCGAGAGGAAGGAGGAAGGGCCCAAGUAUACCCAACAUACAAGACUUAGAGCUCAAAAGAGAAAUGGACGCCGAAGAUGGCCUUGCUCGAAGAGAUGAUAUAAGGUUUGCUCGCAAGGUCGACCGAAAGGAGCAGAAGGCAGCUCUAGAUGAGCUUGUGCCACGAGCCGAAGCAGGCACGCGGGAGCGUCAAUUGGAGAAGAAGAAAGAAGUCAAUGAGAAAAUGAAAUCGUUCAGGGAAAAGUCCCCAGGCGCGGCCGAAGUUCCGGAUACUGAAUUAAUGGGUGGAGGGGAUGGGAUCGAGAGCUUCAAGCAGGAGAAGGAGAAAUAUGAGCGGAAGAAGAAUGAGAGAGAGUUACGAAAGGAAGAAAUGCUGAGAGCAAGGAUGGCGGAAAGAGAGGAGAGGCUGCAAGAAUACCGGACUAAGGAAGAAGGUACCAUGGCUAUGCUGAAAGCAUUAGCCAAACAGAAUUUUGGAUGAAGCUCUUUUUAGGAUAUUAAGUUAUGAACGAUAUAUAGUAGCCUUGGGGUGCCAUGGCACUACAUCUUUUCCAUAACGGGUUGCUCGAUAUCUAGCGACGAAUCUGGAAAACGACUUCUUGCCUGGAAUGAUGAAGCCAUUCUUUAAUACAGUUAAAGGAAGGAGUAUUCGCUUCAGUUGAUCAGAUGUGAGUGAGCUAUGGGCC